Penicillium brasilianum is the source of this 1911-nucleotide messenger RNA. The record is from the annotation of a GenBank genome assembly. NCBI's taxonomy places the organism in Eukaryota, Fungi, Ascomycota, Eurotiomycetes, Eurotiales, Aspergillaceae.
AUGUCCGAUAUGGUAGGCGUUGCUGGUCCCGCCGCGCCCGCGGGCAACGGCCGUGUUUCCAAUGGUGGCUCACGCCUGCCUCAAGCUGCCCCAGCUCCGAUGCCUUCUGCAUCCUCACAACCGCCGAGUGGCGUACGCACCCCGACAGACAUCAUGAGACAACGUCGAGAUCGGGAGGCUCGUCGCAAAGCGGAGCAAGAGAUCCGCGCGAGAGAACAGGAAGAGUUGGAAAGACUCCAAUUGGAGCAGGAGCAACAUGAGCAAGCUCAAGCCCAGCAGUAUGCUGCUGGCGCUGCCGCUGAUCCAGCUUCACAGCGCCGUGGCCAGCCUCAACGAGCUCCGAGAGGCCCUCAAGCUCAAGUACCCCCGGAAAAUGUGGCCGUGACAGCUCCAGGGCCAAUCCCUGGUUAUCGUCCUACCACCAGUGCCGGACCGACAGCUCCCAGGCAGGACUAUCAAGCCCCACCUCCCCCCGCAGGUGGACGCGAUAUGACCGGUCAACCGCCACUAGCACCUUCAUCAACUCAACAGCGUCUGGGGCCAACUGCUCAGCAUGCGCGCUCGCAGAGUGCAGCCGCGGCAACGGGACCUCAAACCGGACCAAGCCCCUUCUCCAAGUCUGCACCAGCUCCCGCGAGCAGCCAACCGGAUGGUACCUCUCAGACACUCCAGCAGCCACGACGAUCCGGCUUCCCACAUGCUUUUGAACGGUGGGAGACACUUUCUUCCCAUUGGGAGGGUCUCACCAGCUACUGGAUCCGCAAACUCGAGCAGCAUAAUGAGGACUUGGAACGUGAUCCACUUAGCCAGCAACUGGCUCGCCAGAUCACUGACUUGUCUGCCGCCGGGGCCAACCUGUUCCAUGCCGUCGUUGAGUUGCAGCGGUUGCGAGCUUCCUCGGAGCGCAAGUUCCAACGCUGGUUCUUCGAUACUCGUGCCGAGCAGGAGCGUUCCAAGGAGGUCCAAGCAGACCUGGAACGUCAACUGAAAGCCGAACGACAGGGCCGUGCGGACGCCUUUGCUGCUGCUCAAACGGCUGAGCAAGACAAGACCCGUGCCGAGGAUCUCCUUCGCGAGAUGCGACGCGAGCUGCAAAUCUCCAAAGAGGAAGCGCGGCGUGCAUGGGAGGAGCUUGGCCGUCGCGAACAAGAAGAGCGCGACAGAACCAACUCCCUCCGAAAUGGCGAGCCCACCCUCGUCGGCGGCGUUCAAGUCGUUCCCAUGGUCCAAGGUGCCCCCAGUCGUCACACCACCCGUCCACCAACCCGCGAGGGUCCAUACCCUGGCGGUCCAACGGCGACCUCUAUGGGUACAGACUACCGAGGCAAACCGACGGAUCCCAGCGUAAGCCGCACAUACUAUGACGAAAACACACCCAUGUCCCCAACGGGCUCCGAUCCCUUCAUCGAGCCCAAGAAGACCGACCCCCCGGCCUCCAAGGCAUCCUACCCACCCACCAGCCAAUUGUACCCGCACGAGCCGACCGCGGCAUCCUAUCCAGCCCCAACCUCCGAGCCCGACGCACAUUCGUAUGUCGGCAGCAGCGAGGCCGAGGAAGAUUACGCCGGCUACGCACGCGACAACACUCAUCCCUUCAGCUACCCGGCUGCACCACACUCCGAGGGCAGCGAUGAGUACGAUCACCAUCCUGACGAGCGCCACUACACCACCGACGGCGCGUACACGUCCGGCGAUAGCUCAGCACCCAUCCACGCGCCCUACCCUCCAACUACGGCCGACUACAGCGGCUCCGGCUGGGGUGUUGGAUCAGGUUGGGAAUCCGUCACGCCCCGGCAUCGUCACCCGACGCGUCUGAGCGACGUGCUCGAGGAGGAUGAACCGAGCCGUACGAGUCCCAGUCGUGCUAGUCAGGCUAGUCGCAGUAUACAGGGAGCCAGAUCCGACUUGUAA